AUGAUUAAGAAUUAUGUUGGUGGUUUGAAAAGGAAUUUAAACGUUAAAAAUUUAAGUUCUUCUUUCUCCAAAGUAGUUGUGUCCAAUGGAUAUAAAAUUAAUUAUGUUCAAUUCCCAUCAAGAAACUAUUCAACUAGAUCAACUGUAGUUCAAUUAUUGAAUAAUAUUGGAUCUAAAAGAGAAGUUGAACAAUAUUUGAAAUAUUUCACUUCAGUUAGUCAACAACAAUUUGCUGUUAUUAAAGUUGGAGGUGCUAUUAUUACACAACAAUUACCUGAAUUAGCUUCAUGUUUAGCAUUUUUAUAUCAUGUUGGUUUAUAUCCAAUUGUUUUACAUGGAACUGGACCUCAAAUCAAUGAAUUAUUAGAAAAUGAAGGAGUUGAACCAGAAUAUAUCGAUGGGAUCAGAGUUACUGAUGGUAAAACUAUGGAAGUUGUUAGAUCAUGUUUCUUGGAACAAAAUUUAAAAUUAGUUACUGCUUUAGAAAAAAUGGGUGUUCAUGCUAGACCAAUCACUGCUGGAGUUUUUAAUGCUGAUUAUUUAGAUAAAGAUAAAUAUCAAUUAGUUGGUAAAAUUAAUAGUGUUAAUAAAUCACCUGUUGAAGCAUCAAUUGAAGCUGGUUAUUUACCAAUUUUAACUUCAUUAGCUGAAACUCCUUCAGGUCAAUUAUUAAAUGUUAAUGCUGAUGUUGCUGCUGGUGAAUUAGCUAGAGAAUUCGAACCUUUGAAAAUUGUUUACUUAAAUGAAAAAGGUGGUAUAAUAAAUGGAGAAUCUGGUGAAAAAAUUAGUGCUAUUAAUUUAGAUGAAGAAUACGAAGAUUUAUUAAAACAAAGUUGGGUUAAAUAUGGUACUAAGUUGAAAAUUAAAGAAAUUCACGAUUUAUUACAACAUUUACCAAGAUCUUCUUCUGUUGCUAUCAUUAAUGUUGAUGAUUUACAAAAAGAAUUAUUCACUGAUUCAGGUGCUGGUACUUUAAUUAGAAGAGGUUAUAAAUUAAUCAAUAGAAAUUCAUUAACUGAAUUUGGUAACCCAGAUUUAUUAAGAUCAGCUUUAUUAAGAGAUCCAGAAAUUAAAUCCGGUAAAUUAUCAGUUGCUUCAUAUUUAAAAAUCUUAGAAAAUAGUUCUUUCAAAUCUUAUGGUGAUGAACCUUUAGAAGUUUUAGCUAUCGUUAUUGAUAAGAAUGAAAAUCAAUCUAUUGAUAUUCCAAAGUUAGAUAAAUUCUUAUCUUCUAAGAAUGGUUGGUUAAAUAAUGUUACUGAUAACAUUUUUAAUUCUAUUAAGAAAGAUUUCAAUCAAUUAUAUUGGAUUGUUAAUGAAAAUGAUUCUAACUUACCAUGGUAUUUCUCCAAAUCUGAUGGUUCAUUCAGUAAAAAUGGUGAAAUACUAUUCUGGUAUGGAAUUGAAGAUACUGAAACCAUCAGUCAAUUAAUUAAAUCUUUUGAUCAAGGAUCUUCAUCAUCUUUAUCAAACACCAAAGAAUCAGGAGUCUUUUCAUCACCUGUUCAAAGAAGAGGUUUACAUACUAGAAGUUUACAUACUACCAAAAAUCCUAAUCCUCCAGUUAUUGAAGCUACUAAUGAUAAAAGAUCUAAAGUUGCUUUAAUUGGAGCUAGAGGUUAUACUGGACAAAAUUUAAUCAAAUUGAUUGAUAAUCAUCCAAAAUUAGAUUUAAAGUAUGUUUCAUCAAGAGAAUUAAAUGGUCAAAAAUUACAAGGUUAUAAUAAAGAUAAUAUUGUUUAUUCAAAUUUACAAGUUGAAGAUAUUAAGAAAAUUGAAGAAAGUAAUGAAAUUGAAAUGUGGGUUAUGGCAUUACCAAAUGGGGUUUGUAAACCAUUUGUUGAAGCUAUUGAAUCAGUUAAAAACUCUAAAUCUAAAAUCAUUGAUUUAUCAGCUGAUUAUAGAUUUGAUACUACUGGAGAAUGGGUUUAUGGAUUACCAGAAUUACAAUCAAGAUCACAAAUUCAACAAGCUAAGAAAAUUUCUAAUCCAGGUUGUUAUGCUACUGCUGGUCAAGUUGCCAUUGCUCCAAUGAUUCCAUAUAUUACUUCAACUCCUUCAAUUUUUGGUAUUUCUGGUUAUUCAGGUGCUGGUACAAAACCUUCACCAAAGAAUGAUAUUAAAUAUUUAUCAAAUAAUUUAAUUCCUUAUUCAUUAACUGAUCAUAUUCAUGAAAAGGAAAUGAGUAAACAUUUAGGUCAUCAAGUUGCUUUUAUGCCUCAUGUUGCUCAAUGGUUCCAAGGUAUUUCUCAUACUAUUUCAAUUCCUAUUGAAAAAGGUUCAUUAUCUUCAAGAGAAAUUAGAAAUAUUUAUCAAGAAAGAUAUCAAGGUGAAAAAUUAAUUACUAUUUCUGGUGAAGCUCCAGUUGUUAGAGAUAUAAGUGGUAAACAUGGUGUUGUUGUUGGAGCCUUUGCUGUUAAUUCUAAUGAAGAUAGAUUGGUUAUUGUUGCUACCAUUGAUAACUUAUUAAAAGGUGCUGCUACCCAAUGUUUACAAAACAUUAACUUAGCUUUGGGUUAUGGUGAAUAUGAUGGUAUUCCAACUGAUGUAGUUAUUAGAGGUUAG
Molecule: messenger RNA, 2562 nt
Organism: Yamadazyma jaroonii
Lineage: Eukaryota; Fungi; Ascomycota; Pichiomycetes; Serinales; Debaryomycetaceae
Source: the annotation of a GenBank genome assembly